GUCACACACACACCAUUAGAAUGGUAGUUUCAAAGACUCAGGGUUCAGGUCAAGUAGGCUGCCCAAAAUAGUUAAAACUGCCUCUGCCAGCUUUUGUACCCGAUUAAGAUUAUCCUUUUUUUCCAUCUCUCACUCAGUACCAAUUCAAAGCAAUAACAACAGUUGGUUACCCUCGUCUUGUACGACAAUUCCCUCCAGCUUUUUUCUUGUGGUUAUAUUAUUUAUAUAUAUUGCAAGUAAAAAGACUAUGGAAAUCAAAUUUUGGGGUUUGUUGUUGAAAGGAGAGAGACGAUGAGAGGUUUUGAGAGAGCAGUGGAAUGGCUUAGAUCAUUUGUUUAUAGCAAUGCUUGGGAUUUCUGCGUUGUUUGGAAAUUGGGUGAUGAUCCGUCUAGGUUUAUUGAAUGGAAGGACUGUUGCUGUAGCGGUGGUAUAAAUGUUAAAGUAGAACAAGAUAAACUUCAGCUUCAGGGUCCUCCUCUAUGCAGGGAUGCUCAGUUCCAGCAUUCCAUAAGAUCAAAGGCUUGUGAAGCCCUCUCCCAUUUUCCUUUUGCCGUGUCUCUCUAUGCUGGUGAAAACAGGAUUCAUGGAGAGGUGGCUAUUUCAAGUCAACCAAAGUGGCUUAACCAUGCCAAUAUCUCCACUUCCCUUUCCUCAGAAGAGACAAUGGGAACCCAAGUUCUGAUCCCAGUUUUUGGCGGUCUCAUCGAGCUCUUUGCUUCAAAGAAUAUACCAAAAGAUCAAAACAUCGUAGAGUUAAUAAGAACUGAAUGCAAUGCACUUUUAAAAGCAGAAACUACAACAGCAGAAAGCUAUAGAAAAGCAAAUCUUCACAAAUGGUAUCUCAACACAUUGCAAGAAAAAGACUUGCCAUUUUCCAUGAGCUUGUCAACCGUGAAUCCCAGAAUACAAUUCAUUCCCUCUAUUGGACAUCCCCCCUUUUCUUCAGCUUCUGCCUAUAUUUCUCAAGAUGAGCAAUUGAAACAGCCAAUUGGCACAUAUUAUGGAACAAAAAGACUAGGAUGCAGCCAAAAUGUGUGUGCGCAACAAACAGAAAUAGGGCUUGUUUUGGAUUGUAAAGUUAAUUCUGUAAAUGACAAAAUGAGAACUGCCAAGCAGCCAGAAAAAGUGAAUUACCAUUCUAAGAAUCUUAUCACAGAGAGGAAUAGAAGGAAGAAGAUAAAAGAUGGGCUGUUCAAGUUACGAGCUUUAGUCCCCAAGAUAUCCAAGAUGGAUAUAACUGCUAUUCUUACAGAUGCAAUGGAAUAUAUAGGAAAUUUACAGGAGGAGGAAAAGAAACUCCGGAAUGAGCUCAAGGAAACCGAGGAAGGGGACUGUGGAAAGAGCAAUGCAGAACUGAAGUCUGCGAAGUUAGACUGGCUACAUAGGAAAAACAUGUCUACCAUUGAAGAAAACCAUAUUCCCAGUGGCAUAUCUGAAAUGGCAAAAAUUGAGGUACAUGUAGAGGUGAACCAAAUAACCAAAAGAGAGUUUUGGAUUAAGCUGUGCUAUAAGCACAAGAGAAGUGGGUUUGCAAAGUUGAUGGAGGGUAUGGAUUCUUUGGGACUUGGGGUGAUUGAUGCUAAUAUCACAACAUUUAAUGGAAACGUGCUCAACAUUUUCAAAGUCGAGGCAAACAGGGAUUUCGAGUCCAGGCAAUUGAGAGACUUGUUGACCCACCUAACAAACUAGAUAAACAACGUUAUACAGUGUAGAAAAUGUACAAAGAAAAUGGAUAGUUCAGCUUCUUACGUAUAGCUGCUCCAACAGUCAUGUCUCGGAACUUUGGGCUGUAAAAUUUUAGUGGGUUUGAUGCUGCUUCUUACUUAUAGCUCUGGUUUUUACCAAAUUCUAUAUAAAAUUGCUAACUCUAUGAUUACAAUGAAGUUUUUG
Messenger RNA from Gossypium raimondii (Peruvian cotton), 1890 nucleotides. RefSeq names its product transcription factor bHLH90. Gene Ontology annotation, biological process: regulation of DNA-templated transcription. The coding region runs from base 292 to 1689 and encodes 465 amino acids. Gene Ontology annotation, cellular component: nucleus. Lineage: Eukaryota; Viridiplantae; Streptophyta; Magnoliopsida; Malvales; Malvaceae. Gene Ontology annotation, molecular function: protein dimerization activity; DNA-binding transcription factor activity; sequence-specific DNA binding. The record is from RefSeq and is a predicted model, not a curated record. The transcript has 8 exons.